GGCUCCUCCCCCUCGCCGGGACCGCCGCGACGCGCAGCAGCGACCGUAUGAUGUCCGCGCGCCCGCCGAGGCGAAGGGGAACCGACGCGUCCGCUCCGAGGGAAUAACCGUCCGCGUGAACUCGGUGAAAGACGCACAAUGGACGAAAAGGAACAGUUUGUGAACAUUGAUCUGAACGAUGACAAUAUCUGCAGUGUCUGCAAGCUGGAGACGGAAACAGGGACCUUAUCGUUCUGCCAUGUUUGCUUUGAACUCAGCAUUGAAGGUGUCUCCUCUGCAACCUUGUUGCAUUCAAAGUCCUUGCGUGGCCACAGAGACUGCUUUGAGAAAUGUCAUCUCAUUGCCAACCAGAAGCUGUCACGUUCCACGGUCUCCCGAAGUUCCUACGAGGGCAUGAAGCUGGCCCUCAGCCAGAAACUGAACCGCAUCAUCCAGUACGCCCAGAACAAAGACUCUGUCUCUUCCAAUGGCCUCGGCAGACGGGGGACCAAGCUUCUUUGUUACAGCCAGCAGAGUGACCGCAAUCUGCUGCCCCAGUCAGAUGCCCAGGUGCCCCGCUACACGCCCCACUGGGACAUGGGCAAAGCAACAGGACUGCCUGAUUACGCCAUGGGGAUGUUGGAGUGCCACACAGUGGAGGACCUCGGGCUGCUGCAGGAGUCACAAUCUGACGUUUGGCCCUGUGACAGCAGGAGAGGACUGCACGGGCGGAACCAGCCAUCAGGAGGGGGACAGACGCAUCACAGACACCAGGGUCACAGCAGAGAUGAAUUGACUAAAAUGAGUGUGGACGAGCUCCAUCAGCUAAAUACCCAGCUACUUAUGCAGAUUCAAAAGGUCUUCGAGGAGCUGACGGUGACCGUGCAGGAGAAAGACUCGUUGGCAUCAGAGCUGCACGUGCGUCACAUUGCCAUCGAGCAGCUCUUUAAGAACUGUGCCAAGCUGCCCUGGCUGCACAUUAGCCGAGCAGGGGUCAAGGCCAGCAGCAGCAGCAGCAGCAGCAGCAGCAGCAACAGCAGCGGCAGCCCCGUGGAGUGAGCUGCAAAUCGUGGGAGUUGUGUCUCUGCUGCUGGGAGGAAACACUUCAGCUUGCUGGCUGGAUAGAGGCUGAAAAUGCCUUUAUGAACACUCAGUGACUUCUGUGACACUGUGGUUACACUGAGCUGAUUGAUUGAGGGCAGGGUUGAGAUGGACUCUGUUCAUGUGCUUGUAGUGAUGAUACAAGAAUAAAUGGUGGGGUGCCGUUUAAAACAAGUCGCUGGUCUGACGUUUGACCAGAUCAUCAACCAACCCAAGUACCUUGGAGACAUGUUGAUACCAGGUGGGGCUCAAAUGUUCCGGCUCCAGUACAUGAUAACCACAUGUCCUUACAUGGUCUUUAAUGAAUUACUUUUAAUGUUAUCUUCAUGCGGACUAAAAUAUGUUGUCUAUAUACUUUUAAACAGAUACGUUCUGUUGGUUUGAUUGACUUUUAUUUAGUUUGCUGUCAACCAUUUCUGUUUUCAUUUCACUUCAUUCUUUUUAGAUACUUUUUAAAAGUUUUUUUUUAAUGAAUAUUCAAAUAUGGGUUUUAACACUGUAACACUCCUUCAUAGGUUAUCUGGUGGUUUUCUGUUGAAAGAAGUUCACCAGUCAGAAGUGAGUUAAAUUUUUUCAUGGGCAAGGCAUGGGCAAAUACUCGAUGCACAUGAGGUGGAUUUGUGGUUUCCACCAUAUUCAUACCAUCGGGCACUGCCUGCACUUGUGUUUAAUUACUGAGCUUAUGUGAAGCGCUUAAAAAAAAUCAUGAUAUUGCACCCUGAAAAGUUGAUGUUGGCAGUUGGAUGUUUUAUAAAUCCGUUGGAUUUAACAGCAGUUGACUUUAUCGGCUGGAUAAAAAGCCAAAAAGAUUGGCUGCUUUUCCUUAAUACAUAAUACAAAUAUAGAAAACACUGAAAAUUUGUGACACAAAAUGUAAGCGACUGAAAUCAAGUAGUAGUUUGGAAAAGAGCAGGAGUAAGUGCAAGACCCCACCCAACAGUAGCCCACGGCAUCACUGCAACAAGACAAAUCAGAGUGUGAAAUGAACUCUAUUAGCUGGGCAGGUUUCUGAUUGUGUAGGUUAUAAAUAUUUUGGGAGUGUCUAUGAACUUACACUGGCUGGCCGCAUGUAGAAAUAACAGUUAAUAUGCCCUCUUCGCAGCUUAAAGAUGAGCGAUAUUUUGUUUUGCGCUUUUGGGUUUGAAUAACUAUUACUGAGCUUUACUUGAUAUUUAGUAGAGAGCUGCUUGUUGUCCGCAGUAUAGCUGUGAAGCACAAGUCCCAUGUUCAGCUAUACACUGAACAAGAGCUAUUGGAAGAUGAAACUAUUAAGAGAUAAACCCAGCUGCCAAACCAAAGUCUGUAUUUGUUGUGAUUUGCGUGUGAAUUUUAAGCGUUUGACUUGGAUCAUGUUCACAGAGAAAAAUGCAAUACCAAACUGAUUGAAUAUGUGGCUUAGUGUGUUUGUGUGUUUGGUUCUGUGUGCGUAAUAACGAACCAUAGGUUUUUACUCCAGGUGUUGAUGUGGAAAUGAUUUGUUCUCAAGUACAAGUGUUUGCAUUUUAUGACUCAAAUUAUUUAUCUUUUUAUCACGUUCAGCGUUAACUUUUGUCGCCCUCCCUCCUGCAUUGAAGAAUGAGAGGCCGAGCUGAUGUCACAGCAAUACAGAAAGGACAGUUUGGCCUCCUGUGCCUCUGGAAGUCCCUUCUUUUUGAACAAAGGAGACACAGAAGGACGUGGGUAUUAACAGGUAUUAACUGCCUGCGGUUGUGAUUGGUUAAUUAUUCAGGGAUCCUAUGCAAGAAAGAGACAAAUAAAUCAGAAGCCUUAUCAAGUAGAAAUGAUCUAAAAUAAUAUUGGUUACUGAGUUUUUCUCAGAAGAGGUCAGAGCUAUGUGCAAAUAAAUUUGCUGGUUAUAAUCAGAUGAUAUUUAGAAACACAGCAUUGUCAGUGUAUCUCUUUGCUCUCUCUUUGUAAGAGAUUAAAUGUAUUUGACCCCUUUAGGGUUUCAAGUUAAAAGUUUUAGCUCCAUUUUAAACUUCUGUCUUGGUUUUAUUUUGUUGACUGUAGUUGGUGUGCUUGAGUGUUUGAGAGUAUUCAGAUUACUGGUCCUUGACGCAAAUAUCCAGUUGUGUGUUUUCUGUUAGUGCUUUAAAUAAGAAUGCUGUGUGGUUGUGUACUGUGGAAACAUGCCUGGGCCUGUGCCUCUGCUCAGCAGCUGUCUGUGUUUGGUCUAUUUUCUCACGAUCUUUUACCGGAGAUGUAGACAUACCUGUUUUGUUUGUUGAACAAGGCUUUUUCAUUUGUGUUGUGUGAUGUUUUAUAUUCUAUUUAUUGUGUGUGUUCAUGGACAUUACACAGGCUGUGUGGUUUGUGCUUAAGCGACUUUGUAUUUUUUGUAAAAUAUUCCAAUAAAUGAAAAUAUUUUUACUACA
Scophthalmus maximus (turbot) is the source of this 3455-nucleotide messenger RNA. RefSeq names its product chromosome 2 C21orf91 homolog (gene c2h21orf91). The coding region runs from base 139 to 1038 and encodes 299 amino acids. The record is from RefSeq and is a predicted model, not a curated record. The transcript has 5 exons. Lineage: Eukaryota; Metazoa; Chordata; Actinopteri; Pleuronectiformes; Scophthalmidae.